CACAGGGAGAACAUGUUCUCCCUGUGUGGCAAACAUUUUUCUAGUAAUUUAGAAAAGUUUCGAUUUUAUUUCAAUAGAAAUUAAUAUUUGCGAAAAUGAGUGUCCGAUUGAUCGCUGAGGAUAAGAAGCGAAAAUGGUGGAAGUGCUGUGUGUCGAUCCCACGUUUGUCGUGCAUUUCAAAGAUCGAAAUGUAGCUUUUGCCAAUGGCUUCGCACGGCUCUAUGACAUGGAACACCAAUGCGACCUCACGUUCCUCAUUGAAGGCAAAAAGUUGAAAGCACAUCGACACGUUCUGUCAUUUGUUUCCAAAGCACUCAAGGAACAAUUCGACACGCUCCCUGUUUGCGAUUUGAUCGAAGUCGAAUGGCAAGGUGCAUCGUAUGAAACAGUCAAGAACGUGCUGCACUACAUCUACCAUGGCUUGGUUCGAAUGAAGCAAACCGAGUUGGAGACAUUCGUGCAAGCCGCUCAGUUCAUGGACAUUGCCACGAGCUUGCAAGAUUUGAAUUUGGACGCGAUUUUGUCAACGAAACGGGAAUCGUGCGAGAUCAUCUAUGACAGCUGUGGUGAAGAAUUCGUCAAAGGUUUCCAGAAGUUGUACACGGAAGAGAAGUUCUUCGAUGUGACGCUUCAAGUGGAAGGCAAAGAAUUGAAGGCGCAUCGUCAAGCAUUGUCAGCUUGCUCGACGUACUUCGAGGCAAUGUUCGGCGUUUGCGACAUCAAUAAGCCGUUGCAAGUGCUCAUGGAUGACUACAUCACGUACGAGUCAUUGCAGAACAUCUUGCGUUACAUCUAUUUUGGUGAGGUGACCGUCGACGAUGCGGUCAAAUUGCUCAACAUCGGCGAGAUACUUGAAAUCAGUGGAUUGGAGCGUGCUGAUGACCUCGUGGCUGAUCGCCCCAUUGAAGGCAAGCCAAACGUGUUCCAAGUGUAUUCGAGCUCAAAGAAGACCACUCGAACCAUUCAACCGGUUGUGAUCAAAGCGAAUCGUCCGAAGGGGUUGAAAGCGAUGAAAUCGCGUCGUGUUGUCGAUGACAGCGACUCAGAAGGUUCAAUCUACGACCCAGGGAACGACAGUGACAAUGGUGGAAUGAUAUUGCGACGACGCAACCUGAUGGUCACAGGUGCAAAGCCAAAGAAGGGUCCAAACACUCGUCUGGCGCAGAAGCGAGCUAUAAAUCCAUUUGCUCAAAAGAAGCAGGUCAAAGCGCCAGCGCAAAUGGUGAACAAAGCUCGAGCAGUUCCGAAACAACCACGACCAAUAAGUGUUUCGCGGCGAGUCCAGCAAACUAAUGCUCGCGUCAAGCCGAAUGCAAUCAAGCAGAGUGUCGACGAUGUACCGGACAGCAUGAACAUCUCAUUGAGUCAGGAAGAGUUCGAUCAAUUGGCACCGAUCUACGACGAAACGGAUGAAAACUUUGAUCAAGAAGAGGGCGCCGUGGGCUUUUCACCAGAGUAUGAUGAAGAGGGCGAUGAAGUUCGAUUUGCUUCAACGACUUUGAAGCGAAAACGCGAAGAUCGAAACAACAACAAACGUGCUGUUGGUUCACGUGCGAUCAAUCGAAAGAAUGAUGCAGAGUUCGAUGACUACAACGAAGACAAUUCGUUAGAUUGGGACAUCGACGAACAAAAUCAAUGCGAAUACGGUUCAGACGAUGAAGAUAUGGUGGAUUCGACAGUUUCCUAUGGAGAAAACGUGUAUGUCGAAGAUCUGACCGUCGGUCAAUAUGAGCAUGGUCAAUCGAGUCAAAACGCAUGGGCAAGCAAUGAUGCGAGUUAUGCUGAUUGCGAAGUCGAUGACCAGCUGGGAGCAGUUAAAGUGAAAGCUGCAAAGCCGAAAGGGGAAAAGGCAGUGGGAGGAACGUUUGGAGGACGUCUUGGUAUUGGAAUGAACGCUGUGCCGCUUGACGACAACGAUUACAACGUUGAAGCAAACAUCAUAAUUGGACCGAAAGGAGGACAAAGUUUGGCUCAUGGUGGGAAUCGAUACCUAAUGAGUCGACAGAGCAAAGAUUACAUACGUUGGCAGUGUUUUCGACGUAACCAAAAGGGCGGACGAUGUUGUGCGUAUGCUUACACCAAGGACAUUGAUGGAAUGACCUUGGCUUGCUUACCAUCAAACGACAUUCAUAAUCACGACCCGAAAUUCACAGCCGACAUUGAGUAACUUAAAAUAUGUUUGCGAUCGAACUAACAUUCGACUUAAGCGAUUUGACUUAAUUUAUUUAGUUUUAAGCAUCAGCAUCAUUGAUUAGAUUAGAACCAAAAGGAGAUCAUGAAUUUGAAAACAAGGCAAUAGUUACAACAGUUUUCAAGUUUUGAUAGAAAAUUUCAAGGGAGUUAUUCGAAUACCAAUCAUAAUAGUUGUUUUGUUCUUAUUUCCGUCAUAUUAAAUUUUUUAAGAAACGUUUUUUGAAUGAAGAAA
Sitodiplosis mosellana (orange wheat blossom midge) is the source of this 2425-nucleotide messenger RNA. RefSeq names its product longitudinals lacking protein, isoforms H/M/V-like. The record is from RefSeq and is a predicted model, not a curated record. The transcript is spliced from 5 exons. NCBI's taxonomy places the organism in Eukaryota, Metazoa, Arthropoda, Insecta, Diptera, Cecidomyiidae. The coding region runs from base 134 to 2167 and encodes 677 amino acids. Gene Ontology annotation, molecular function: protein binding.